Molecule: messenger RNA, 768 nt
Organism: Spirometra erinaceieuropaei
Lineage: Eukaryota; Metazoa; Platyhelminthes; Cestoda; Diphyllobothriidea; Diphyllobothriidae
Source: the annotation of a GenBank genome assembly
AUGAGGAUUCGCCUACAGACAAGCAGGAGACCUCGAGGUAAGCGACCCCAAAGUAAGUUGAAUAUCGCCUUUUUGUCUUUGCCUGCUCAUCAUGUCCACUUCAGCACCCAGCUAGCUCAACAGCUAGACAGCCUUCCAGUCGCUGCCGCUGCCUCCGUCGCUGACGAAAACGCCUCCGUGGAGAACCAAUGGUGUCAACUGCGAGACACAGUCCGGACAACGGCGCUGACCGUCCUCGGUCGCGCGCGCCAUCAACAGCAGGACUGGUUCGAUGACAACGACGAGGCCAUCAGCAAUCCGUUCGUCGAGAACCGCCUGCACGAAGCCUACGUCACCCAACCCUCCGACGACAACAAAGUAGCCUUCUACCUUAGUCGCCGCCUUAUGCAACAGUGGCUGCAGGAGAUGUGGACGCUUGGACGGCUCGCUAGGCCGAAGGGAUCCAAGGGUACGCGGAGCGCAACGAACAGAAGAAUUUCUUCUCCGAGAUCAAGGCUGUCCACGGUCCGCCAACCAAAGGAACUGCUCUUCUCAGCGCCGACGGAAAUACUCUACUCACCGAGAAGACACAAACAAUGCAGCGAUGGGCCGAGCACUUCAGAGGCGUCCUCAACCGUCCCUCGGCCAUCUCCGACGCGCCACCGCUCAUCUGCCUCAAGUGGAGACCAACGCCAAUCUCGACCUCCCGUCCUCUCUCCACGAAACCAUCAGGGCCGUGAAGCAGCUCUCCAGUGGGGAAGCGCGCGGAUCGGACGCGAUCUCUGUUGA